Molecule: messenger RNA, 1442 nt
Organism: Cotesia glomerata
Lineage: Eukaryota; Metazoa; Arthropoda; Insecta; Hymenoptera; Braconidae
Gene: Papst2
Product: adenosine 3'-phospho 5'-phosphosulfate transporter 2
Exons: 5
Coding region: 309-1382 (357 amino acids)
Biological process (GO): transmembrane transport
Cellular component (GO): endoplasmic reticulum membrane; Golgi membrane
Molecular function (GO): 3'-phosphoadenosine 5'-phosphosulfate transmembrane transporter activity
Source: RefSeq, a predicted model, not a curated record
AAAAAAAAAAAAAGAAAAAAAACAUUUGCUAAUCAAUUAACUCCUAUUGUUAAUCAGUGUAAAAGAUUAUUUAUUUACCACAAAAUAUUGUUUGAACAUAAAAAAAAAUGCACACAAACAUAUCCGGUAAAUAACUGCGACAUCUAGGUUAUUGACGUAGAGAAACCACGUACUCCAGAAUGAUAUCUUUAUCUAGCAUUUGACAGUAACUAUUUAAGAAUUUGCAACAAAAAUGAUCAGUAUUGGUGACAUGAACGGUUGAAGAGAAGAAUUAAAAGUUUAAGUUUUAGUAAUUGAUAAUCAAAAAAAUGGGGAUGGAUUACAAUAAAUUGUAUCCUGAUGAUGACAGGGAAGGUGCCGUAAAAUUGCUUUGCUUUGACAUGACAAAGGCUAGUGAGAAAACAAGAUUUGUAUGGUGUUCAAUAGGUGUCUUCUUUUUUUAUAUUAUUUAUGGAUAUCUUCAGGAAUUAAUAUUUAGUUUAGAAGGAUUCCGGGAGUAUGGCUGGUAUCUGACAUUAAUACAAUUCGCUUAUUAUACAGUAUUUGGAAUUUUAGAAUCUAAAUUACGAGGAGUAACACGUCGGAUUCCAUUGUCGACUUACAUAAUUCUAGCUUUCUUAACAUUAGGUACAAUGGGAUUUUCAAAUUCAUCUCUUGGCUAUUUGAACUAUCCAACUCAAGUCAUAUUCAAAAGCUGUAAAUUAAUUCCAGUGCUGAUAGGAGGCAUAUUAAUUCAAGGAAAACAAUACGGACUUUUAGAUUUUGUAGCCGCAGGAUUUCUGUGUGCUGGUCUAGUAUUAUUUACUCUGGCAGACAGUAUGAUAUCCCCGCGAUUCAGUAUUAUCGGCGUGAUGAUGAUAAGUUCAGCUCUUCUGUGUGAUGCGAUAAUAGGAAACGUUCAAGAAAAAGCAAUGCGACAAUACAAAGCCACAAAUACUGAAAUUGUUCUCUAUUCAUACAGUAUUGGGUUUUUAUAUUUAUUUAUAAUAUUAUUUACAACUGGACAACUUACAAAAGGCGUUACAUUUUGUGCCGAUUAUCCAAUUGAGACUUAUGGGUACGCUUUUCUGUUCUCAAUCUCCGGAUAUCUUGGUAUCCAAAUGGUCUUGACACUGGUCCAAACUAGCGGCGCAUUCGUAGCAGCGACUGUUACAACCUGCCGUAAAGCAGUUACCAUAACAUUGAGCUUUAUUUUCUUCUACAAACCAUUUACAAUGCAAUAUUUGUGGUCUGGUUUGUUAGUUUUACUGGGCAUAUAUCUAAAUAUUAGGAGCAAACAGCGCGGCGGCAAUAAAGUAUCACUCAAGACAAUCUGGUCUUAUAUACAACAUUGCUGGUCUAAGCACAAUCAAAUUCAACGACAAUUAAUGAUGAACGUAUGACAAGUGAUAAUUAAUAAUUAAUAAUUAUGCCUGAUAAUAUUUUAUAAAAUAUUUAUUUGA